This is a messenger RNA of Quercus robur (English oak), 2550 nucleotides long. RefSeq lists its product as uncharacterized. Gene Ontology annotation, molecular function: protein dimerization activity. The coding region runs from base 1 to 2550 and encodes 849 amino acids. Lineage: Eukaryota; Viridiplantae; Streptophyta; Magnoliopsida; Fagales; Fagaceae. The transcript is spliced from 7 exons. The record is from RefSeq and is a predicted model, not a curated record.
AUGCCUGUGGUCCUGGUGGAAUCUACAGUACUUGCUCUUGUCUCUUCUUUUACUAGAGUGCUAAUUGGCUUCGGCCAUUGCAGGGAAGGAUCAUCUCUUAUUUGCAUAAGGACCUACUUAAUUGGCAUUAUUAGAGGAGUGAAGUUGGUAAACCUGGGUUUCUUAUCUGGAAGCUCCUCCUUUUUCCCUGUAGUCUGUCUGCCACUUUGUGUCUCCUUCUUAUCCCAAUUGUUGUUUGUUCCUUCGUCUCUCUUCCUUUUCGCCUUCAUCUCCUUUACGAGCACUGCAUCCUCUGCAUUCAUGUACUUCUGGGCUUUACGGAGCAACUUCGCUAUUGUUUUUGGUGGACUUUUAGUAAUUGAGAAGAAGAAAUCUCCUGGUAGCAAUCUUGCUUGGAAGGGAUCUUUGGAACCAUCAUAUGACUCCAACUGUGGGAGACAGAAUUUUGGUGGGAGGGGACGGUUCAGUACUUCAGUAGUAAAGGCUAGUGCGUUACAGAAUCUUUGUGUAGAGGCCACAGCUCAUUCUGUGACUGUUGGUCCAUACAAGCUUGACAUGCAAGUUGGUGAUAUAAUACAACAUGCAAAUUUUGUAGUAUUUGACAAAGAAGCAGACAAGUUAUUUAAAGUUCUUGAUACGAAACUCUCCAAUGUGGAAGAAAAGGAUGUAGAUGGUGACAAUGUUAUUCCAAAUAGUAUCAAUGCAUUAUUGGAAAACCUACAUCUUCCAAGUGAAAUUUACUGCAUACAGUUUCUUUGUUUGCAACCAAAGCUUUACGGGAAAGAACCAAACUCCCCACAUAAAAUUGCUGUGAAAUGUUGCGAGGAUUUAAAGAAUUAUUCACAACAUAUUGACAAGCUAAUUGAGAAACAAACGUCAAAAGAAUUAGAGAAUAAUCGGUCGCGGCUCAAAACCUCAAUAGAGUGUGCUCGAUGGCUAGCAUUCCAAGCUUGUGCUUUUAGAGGUCAUGAUGAAAGCCUUGAUUCAAAAAAUAGAGGUAAUUUUAUUGAAUUGAUAAAAUUCACAUCAACUUUCAAUGACAAAGUAGCUAGUGUUAUCUUGGAAAAUGCUCCAGGAAAUGCCAAAUAUACAUCACCCACAAUUCAAAAGGAGAUUUUGCAUAUUCUUGCUAGUAAUGUGCGAAAUGCUAAUCGUGAAGAAAUUGGGGAUGCAAAAUUUUGCAUUCUUGUUGAUGAAGCCCGGGAUGAGUCGAAGAGAGAGCAAAUGGCCAUCAUUUUGAGGUUUGUUGAUAAAGAAGGUUUCAUUAAAGAGUGUUUCUUUCAUGUUGUGCAUGUUAGAGACACUACUGCAUUAACUUUAAAGAAUGAGAUAUGUGCUGUCCUUUCUCGUUACAACCUCCACAUUGAAAAUAUUCGAGGUCAAGGAUAUGAUGGGGCUAGUAACAUGCGUGGUGAAUGGAAUGGAUUACAAGCUCUUUUUCUUAAAGAUUGCCCAUAUGCUUAUUAUGUACAUUGUAUGGCUCAUAGGUUGCAAUUAGCUCUAGUUACAGCAUCUAGAGAAGUAAAAGAUGUUUAUCAAUUCUUUGAUCAUUUGGUUAAUAUUAUCAAUAUUGUUGUUGGUUCUAGUAAGCGUAAUGAUGAAUUGCAACAUGCUCAAGCAGAACAAGUUGAGAAUAUGAUUGCUUCUAAUGAAAUUAAGACUGGAAGAGGUGCAAACCAGAUUGGUACUUUGCAACGAGCUGGAGAUACUAGGUGGGGAUCUCAUUUUCAAUCUAUUUGUAGUUUGAUUAAAAUGUUUGAUGCUACUUGCAAAGUUAUCAACACUAUUUCUGAGGAAGGGGCUAACUAUAAACAACGCAGUGAUGCCGAGGGAGCUUAUCAAUUGAGAGAUGAUGGAUGGGAGCCUUUACUUGCUAGUGUUAUAUCAUUUUGUGAGCAACAUGAAAUUGAUAUUCCUGAUAUGAAUGCUCGUUACACUAAAGGUCGAGGUAGAUAUCGUCGUCAAGAUAACAAUUUAACAAUGGAACAUCAUUUUAGAAUUGGCAUAUUUAUAGUUGCAAUAGACUUUCAAUUGCAAGAAUUGAAAAGUAGAUUUUGUGAGCUAACAACGGAACUUGUCAUUCUUAGUUCAACUUUAAAUCGCAAUGAUGCUUUUAGAUUAUUCAAAAUUGUUGAUAUAUGCAAUUUGGUUAAGAAAUAUUAUCCUCAAGAUUUCACUGAACAUGAACAAGAACUUUUGGAGUCUCAAUUGCAACAUUAUGAGCUUGAUGUGAUAAAACAUCCAGAUUUUCAGAAUAUGAGUACAAUUUCCGAGCUAUGUAAGGGAUUAAAAAUUUCAGGAAAGUCUAAAAUCUAUUUUUUGAUUGAUAGACUUAUUCAUCUUGUGUUGACCCUUCCAGUUUCUACAGCAACUACGGAACGAGCUUUCUCAACUACAAAGUUGUUAAAAACAAGACUUCGCAAUAGAAUGAAGGAUGAGCUUUUGGCAGAUAAUAUGAUAGUUUAUAUAGAAAAGGAAAUUGCAGGGAAUUUCACUAUAGAGAUGAUAAUGGAUGAAUUUUAUUCCAUGAAAAAUCGUCGUCAGGCAUGA